AUGCGAUCGAGGAUGUCGUUGGGUGCACGAGAGUCCGGUGAGAGGCGAAUGCGGGCUUAUCGCUCGCUCGGUGACUCGCGGGGCUCAUUGCGUCUUCCGCGCUCGGCCGCCUGCUCGACUCUUCGAAGCUCCUCGUGGUGGCCUCGAGGUCGUCGAACGCGGGAGAUGAAGGGUUCGAACGUGGAGUUGGUCGACGGCGACGUCGUUCGAGUCUCUUUCUGUUGUUACGAUCGGAUGACCACCGUCAAGAGGGCGAGGACCUUGAGGAACCUGGGAUGGAUUUUCCUCCUGCUCGCGGUCGCGGUCGCCGGGCUCAUGGUCGCCCACGAGCGGAAGCUGGAGGCCGGGAUGAGUCCGAGGUGCUGGGAGAGCGACGAGUGGGACAAGUGGGGACCCGAUUGCAUCGGCGUCUUCGAUCUUCUCCUCCUCGUCUGGUUGGUCGCGUCGUGCGUUCUACUCGUCGCCGUAGGCAUUUGGCUUGCCCAGGUGCACCAAGUGGCCUUGAAUGAGGAGACACUCAGGAAAGCGAGAACGAUGGCUCGGCCGGAUCUAUGUAGCGCUCCCCGCUUCCGACCGCCGGGGUAUGGAUUUGGUAACAGUCAGCCGGAUGGAUUCGGUAGCAGUCGGCCGUGGCAUCCUCAGCCGAGCCCACAACGAGUGGGGACUUACUGA
Darwinula stevensoni is the source of this 672-nucleotide messenger RNA. NCBI's taxonomy places the organism in Eukaryota, Metazoa, Arthropoda, Ostracoda, Podocopida, Darwinulidae. The record is from the annotation of a GenBank genome assembly.